Molecule: messenger RNA, 874 nt
Organism: Acipenser ruthenus (sterlet)
Lineage: Eukaryota; Metazoa; Chordata; Actinopteri; Acipenseriformes; Acipenseridae
Product: cystatin-like
Exons: 3
Coding region: 166-603 (145 amino acids)
Molecular function (GO): cysteine-type endopeptidase inhibitor activity
Source: RefSeq, a predicted model, not a curated record
UGUCUGCACUGCAGAGUGGUUUGAGAAAAUCUACCCACCCACAAACAGAAAGGAGACGAGACGAGAGGGCUGGACUGACAUCACUAUUAUAAUCUCUAGCAGUAGCACGCAACGACUCUUGUUUAUUUCAUUCUCAUCUGAUCGGGAAGUGCACAAGGUUUAAAAAUGGCUUUUUUCUGGAAGACCAGCUUAUCGUUUCUCACUCUGCUUUUUGCAGUCGCCGCGGUCUGUGCCCAGGUUGGAGGUGGCAGAAUGCGUAUGGUCGGAGGCAGAACGGACGCGGACAUUGGAGAGGAAGGGGUUCAGGAUGCGUUGAAGUUCGCGGUGGCCGAGUUUAACAAGGCCAGCAAUGAUAUGUACAUCCACAGGGUCUCGAAGGUCGUCAAGGUGCAGAAGCAGGUUGUUGCAGGAAUCAAGUACAUUGUGACAGUGCAGAUGGGUCGCACAUCCUGCAGAAAGGGAGGCGCUGAGAAAAUUGAGCUGUGUGCAUUCCAUGAUGAGCCUGAACUGGCUAAGACAUCCACCUGCACCUUUGAAGUUGUGUCUCGUCUCUGGAUUCCAGAAACUAAGCUGGUGAAAAAUACCUGCACUGAAAAAUCUUAAGUGUUAUCCUUGCUAGAAUUAAUAAUAAAGCAAAGUUUUGUUUUUACCCGACUAUAUUAAUUCAUUUUAAAGAACUAAAACAAAACGGGCACUAGCAGUAUUAAGUAAUAAUGAACUAACUUUUGUAGUAGAAUUGUGUUUACACUUGCACUUAUCAUUCUUGCUGAAAUAGAUUUUCUGUUUUUAAACUGCCUCAAUUUAAUUUUUAGCUAUCGCUGUGCAAUUCAAUUCUGUAACUUUUAUUUUAAACAAAAUAAACACUUAUUAAAAA